This is a messenger RNA of Loa loa (African eye worm), 1965 nucleotides long. Its product is annotated as translocating chain-associating membrane protein. The record is from RefSeq and is a predicted model, not a curated record. NCBI's taxonomy places the organism in Eukaryota, Metazoa, Nematoda, Chromadorea, Rhabditida, Onchocercidae. Gene Ontology annotation, biological process: protein insertion into ER membrane; SRP-dependent cotranslational protein targeting to membrane, translocation. Gene Ontology annotation, cellular component: endoplasmic reticulum membrane. The transcript has 9 exons. The coding region runs from base 1 to 1122 and encodes 373 amino acids.
AUGGUUGAACUGCGUCGUUCAAUGGGAGGACGCGGCAAGAAAACCUCACCACCAUUCCUCUCCCAUGAAUUUAUUAUUCAAAAUCAUGGCGAUAUCAUGUCGUGCUUGUUGAUGAUCGUUGUUGUUGGGCUUCUUUUCCAGGGCACAUCGGCAUUCGCAAGCAUUUUCAUUGUUCCGCAGUACAAUGAUACAUUUUCGCUAACCCUGGAUUCCGAACCGCAAGCUUAUUAUCGGACUGGUUUGAAAGAUGUAGCAGCUGUUGCUUUUUAUGCUGUUGGAUGGAUUACUAUUCACGCUAUUUUGCAAGAGUAUGUGUUGGACAAAUUGCAGCGGAAACUUCAUUUGAGUAAAACAAAGAUGAGUAAAUUUGCUGAAUCGGGGCAACUAUUCGUUUUUACUCUGUAUUCCGUUGUGCAUAGUGGCUACAUAAUGCAUGAUCUACGAAUGCAUCUUGACCUUACCAAAUUGUGGAUUGGAUAUCCUGAAGUCCAUCGUCAUAUGACACUUCAUCUGAAACUUUUUUUUAUUUUCCAAAUUGCUUACUGGUUGCAUCAGUUCCCUGAAUUCUAUUUCCAAAAGGUGCGUAAAGAUGAAAUACAGCCGCGAACAUUGUACUCAAUUAUUUUUCUUUUCUUCACCAUUGCAGCAUAUUCUUUGAACUUCAAUCGACUUGCUCUUGCCCUCCUUUUUCUGGAGUAUAUUUCACAGAAUGUUUUUCAUCUUACACGUCUAUUUCACUUUGCUGAAAAAUGGAACAUUGCGAAGACUGGUUUCAAAAUUUGGAAUAUUGUAUUUGUGCUAGUACGAUUGGCAAGUGCAGUAUUAGCUGUACUUACAUUAUGGUAUGGGCUUCGUUCCAAUGAAACUCCUUAUGUGGAUCCAGUGAACGGAAAUUUCAACACUGCGUUCAUCCGAUUGAAUAGUUUAUUGUGCGUCCUGGCGUUACAGUUAUAUAUGCUCUGGAACUUUGUUUUAUUCCAAGUACGUCGUUACCGAGAGAAACAUAGCAAGAUUAAGAUGGACAAGCAACCUAGAAUCCAACAGAAGAGAAGGAAACAUGUAAACGACGAUGUACGCGAUCUGCCAGAAGCUGACCAACAUUCCCGUAAGAAGUCCAAUUAAACUGUUCGGAGAUGACCAGGUCAUUAAGCAGAACAACAGCAGGAGUAUGUGUUUUACUGAAUCGAACGGAAGUUCUUGGCACAAUUACUCCAUAUAAUGAUACAUUUCUCUGAAUUGAGGAAGCGUUUUUGUCCCCAAAUAAUUUUAGUUGUGCUUGAAAGCAUAACAACCUCCUUAUCUAUACACUAGGUUAUGAUUAGUACUUUUUCGAAUAUUUUUUCAUUCCUUUAAUUGUUCUUUGGACGAAACUUUUAGGUUAGGGAAAAACGGGUGAAAGAAUAUGAGGUCCAGAUAUAGCAGCUGGCUCAAUCACCUCAACCAUAUUCUUUGUUGUAUCUUUCUGCUAAUUGUUAUUUCUUGAUUCUUUUUUUCCUCUACUUUAACUUCUUACAUCAUCCCUAUUUAAAUCUGUCAACGAUAUUAUGAAAAUGAUGCUUAUGAAUUUGCCUAAUUUCUGAGCCUUUUGGAACUUCCAUACUUCUUCAGGAUUUGAGAUCCUACUGUGUCCAAAUAUAUUUUAACAGUUGCAAGCGUAUUUCAGGUAACACAGAAUAUGAAUGCAUUAUAUUAAAAUUAUCUUUCAAAUUGUAAUAUAUUGCAUCACCUGUUUCAAGUUGUGAUUCAUUGCUAGUUAUUGGAUUUCUUUUUCUUAUCGUUAAUUCAUACUUUCCUCCGUCCACGUUGUUGUGAUUUGAACCUUUGCUUGUCUUACGUUUUAUUUUUAGCAUGUCUUCAUCUUUCGGUUACUUGAUUGGUCAUUUUGUUUUAAUUUAUAAAUUUGUACGGAUGCUGUCAGUCAGUCUGUUGUGUUGUAGUAAAUUAUUGAUAAACUUUGUUAUGCGA